Molecule: messenger RNA, 1800 nt
Organism: Miscanthus lutarioriparius
Lineage: Eukaryota; Viridiplantae; Streptophyta; Magnoliopsida; Poales; Poaceae
Source: the annotation of a GenBank genome assembly
AUGCCCAAAACACCUCCUGUCCAAGCAAGCAAGAACACUGAACUGCAGAAACAAUCUGCACCCAACUUAACAAUAACAAAUGAGCACGCAAGUACGAAGGAAGUGGCUAAAACAGAGCGCCCUAUCAAUGAUGUGAAACACAUUACCACUUGGAUCUGCAAAAAUUUGGCCUGUAAAGCUGUUAGACCAUCAGAAGAUUCCUUCUGCAAGAGGUGCUCGUGUUGUGUUUGCCACAAGUUCGAUGACAAUAAGGAUCCUAGUCAAUGGUUAGUUUGCUCAUCUGACAAUGAUAGCAAGAAUUGUUGUGGUUCUUCUUGCCAUAUUGAAUGUGCUUUCCAAGACAAGAGGGUAGGAUGCUUUGAUCUGGAGCAAAUUAUACAUCUUGAUGGGAGUUAUUCUUGUGCCUCGUGUGGAAAGAUUUCUGGAAUACUAGGAUAUUGGAAAAGGCAAUUAGUAAUUGGAAAAGAUGCUCGCCGAGUUGAUAAUCUCUGCCAACGCAUUUAUUUGAGCUACAGGCUAUUAGAGGGAACUAUCCAUUUUAAAGAACUGCAUGAGAUUAUCAAAGAUGCAAAAGCAAAAUUGGAAAGUGAGGUUGGCCCACUUGAUGGAAUGUCGGCAAAGAAUGCACAUGGUAUCGUAAGCAGGUUCUCAUCUGGUAUUGCUGUGCAGAAACUAUGCUCUACAGCAAUUCAAAAAGCUGAUGAGUGGUUGAGUUCUCCUGACCUGCAUCUUCGAGAUUCAUUACCUGUUGCCUGUAAAUUUAAAUUUGUAGACAUAAAAUCUUCUUCGCUCAUUGUCAUCUUGAAAGAAACCUCGUCUUCUGACACUAUCAAAGGUUAUAAGCUAUGGUACUGGAAGAGCAGAGAGCAACCAAGUAGGGAAAAGCCUGUUAUUGUGUCCAAAGAUGAAAGAAAAAUACUACUUUUUGACCUUACCCCAUGCACAGAAUAUUCUUUCAGAGUUAUAUCAUUCACAGAUGAUGGGGUACUUGGGCAUUCAGAAUCUAGAUGUCGUACUGAGAGCAGGGAGAUAUUUGCCAUGCGUGCACCACAGAAUGCAGUGGGAAGGGAUACACAGGCACAAAAAAGAGACAGGAAUCAGUCUUGUAAGUCAACUGGGUUCAAGAUCCGAGAUAUUUGGAAGAACUUUCAGGAAGCUUUGGAUGCAGAAGGCUGUUUUGAAGGGUUUUCUGAAGAUGUGCAUGAAGGUUCCUGCAGCAGAAGUGUUACAGAGACUGAAUUAUCUGGAGCUUGUCGCAAGCUUCAUUUCAACUCAUCAUCUUCUGUCCCCGACCUAAAUGCUGAGGUUCCUGUGCCCAUGGACUACACCACUGAGAAGCAUUAUUAUUCUAAGAAGGGACUUGUCAGAUCAAAUGACAGUGGUGACUCUGAGACCUGCGCAGUUGGCCACACUGCAGAGCCGCCUGCUGUUGAAUCUCGGCCAGUAGGCAAGGUGAAUACCGUACAAGUUAAUAAAUGUGAGCAGAAUGGUGCUUCUGCUAUUUGCCAUGAAAAAAUGCUCUCUGGAUCAACGAGGCAACUGGAUGGGGAUUAUGAGCACUGUGUAAAGGUAAUAAGGCAGUUGGAAUGCGAUGGACACAUUGAAAACGGUUUCAGGAUGAAGUUCUUGACCUGGUAUAGUCUAAGAUCGACAGACCAGGAGCGCAAGGCUGUGACCACAUAUGUCAAAACAUUAAGCGACGAACCCAGCAGCCUGGCUGAGCAGCUCGUCGAUUCUUUUGGAGAAAUCUUAAACAGCAAGAAGGCAAAAACCGGUUUCUGCAACAAACUAUGGCAUUAG